Messenger RNA from Pogonomyrmex barbatus (red harvester ant), 687 nucleotides. It is a transcript of the gene zetaCOP, whose product is annotated as COPI coat complex subunit zeta. Gene Ontology annotation, biological process: intra-Golgi vesicle-mediated transport; intracellular protein transport; retrograde vesicle-mediated transport, Golgi to endoplasmic reticulum. Gene Ontology annotation, cellular component: COPI vesicle coat. Lineage: Eukaryota; Metazoa; Arthropoda; Insecta; Hymenoptera; Formicidae. The record is from RefSeq and is a predicted model, not a curated record.
ACGUAUUAAGUGUAACAUGCCAUUCUCCAGAGGUUAGGUUUAUAUUCAGGUAUUUGACAGGCUCCUUGGACACGUCAGAAUCAAUCAAAUUAAACCUAAACAUGGAUGGUCAACCAUUGGAACCCACAUUGUAUACAGUUAAAGGAAUGGCCAUUCUCGAUAACGAUGGCAACAGAAUACUGGCAAAGUAUUAUGACAAAAAUGUAUUUCCAACAUCAAAAGAACAGAAAACCUUCGAGAAGAAUCUGUUCAGUAAGACACAUCGGGCGAAUGCAGAAAUCAUCAUGCUGGAUGGUUUGACUUGUGUCUACAGAAGUAACGUAGACUUGUUUUUUUACGUCAUGGGUAGUUCACAUGAAAAUGAAUUAAUUUUAAUGAGUGUUCUGAACUGCCUGUAUGACUCAGUCAGUCAAAUUCUUAGAAAGAAUGUGGAAAAGAGAGCAGUAUUGGAUAGUUUGGAUAUAGUGAUGUUAGCAAUGGAUGAAAUAUGUGAUGGAGGUAUAAUUCUGGAUGCGGAUGCAACGAGUGUAGUGCAGAGAGUAGCAUUGCGAACGGAUGACAUUCCACUUGGAGAACAAACAGUAGCACAGGUACUACAAUCGGCUAAAGAACAACUUAAGUGGUCUUUAUUAAAAUAAGUAAUUUUUUUUGUAUAUGAUUCUAUAUUCUUGCAUAAAUCUUUGCAAU